AACUUAUCAACCUACUAUCGGUGCCUACUUAUCAUCGAUAGACCGGUGAUUGGUCGCGUGAAGUGUUUGCGAUAUCGACGGGGACCAAUCGAUUCCCUGAUCCACAAAAUCUUAUCAGAGUUGCCGUGGACAUUCACUCCUCGUGUCGAUUCCCUGAUAUGAUAUUAGAGAUAUAAUCGAAACUAUAAAUAUGGGACCAUCGAUCGAUCGGGUCUCUAUCGGAGUGUGAGUCGUGAUUAGAAUAGACUGUGGCCUUCUGGUGAUUGUGGAUCCUGUUCAGGAGUAGCUGGUAAAAUUGUACAGUGAUGUGGUAUUGGUGGUAUCUUAUCAGACUUUUUUGAUGAUGCAGGUUAAAUACGUAGUAACAAAGCUUCCUAGUUAAUUAAGCUAUUUUGUAGAGUGAUUAUUACAAUUUUAAUUUAUCAAAAAGUAGAUAUUUCAUUCAAUUUGUGCAUAUUCGUACAUGGACAAGAGAAUAGUCUGCUUUACUUUUGUGUGGUAAUAAUAACGUAAUUUUUACAGCUGAAUAAAAUCGUUCAACAUUAUUACAUAAUGACAUAUGGUAGCUUUGUUUCACACACAUGUGUUCAAUUCCAUGUGAGGCGCAGGCUUGACUUCAUCUAAUUAUCCUCCUGUUACUAAUUUUAAUACUACAAAAUACAUUCAUAAAACAGCCAUGUCGAAUAGCUGACGUGAUAGGGAAAAAGCGGUGCUCUUAUCAGAGAGCGUUAGCCGCACCUUUUUGAGCGGUGAUAGCGCGCCCCGCGGUGCCGUAUCGGGCGCACUUCGAUUGUCACACUGAACAAACACGCGCCAGUUAUAAUUCAUAUCGUAUAAUAUUACUGUCUUUUACAGAGAGCUGUGGAGGCGACGACACGCAAGGCUCCACGUCUGAGUUGGACAGGGGAUCUAGACAGUUCGCAGCAUACUUCUGCCAGAUCUAACUUUCCAGCUCACGCGUGGAGCCAACCCACGGACGCGCCACGCCACCAUCGCCAGACGACAACCACCGCCAAUCAACACACGCCAUCAUCGCUCACGUGACGCUACUUCAUCUAGACGCAUGAAGGGUUAAGUGGAGGUGUGAUCUCUUCACUUUUUUACAUUAAAGUGAGAUUCAACUCCUCCAACUUAAUCCGGAUUCGCACAUUCGUCGAAAAUUGGAACAUUGGAGCCAUCGUCAGCGUUUUUAUUAACAACUUGUAUGACUUAUUAUAAUGUUGUAUGCCUGUAUUUUUUUAUGAAAUAAAAAUAUUUAAUUUCAUUUGUUAUUUUUUAUUUAACAUGCUUUUUAUAUGCUUUAUAAUAUUUGUAUAUUUGAUAUCUCAGUAGUUAAUGCAGGUAAGGAUGAAGAAUAGAGUUAUUGAUGAUAAUGAUAAAUCAUUUAAAUAAUAAAAUAAUACACCUUUAGGUAAGGAAAAGAAAACACAAUACAUUGCAAUGCAAUGAGAAGGAAAAGUCUAGUCAUUUAUUUGAAAAGCAUUGCAGUCUUAAAUUAAAUGUUGGCGCCACUGUCGCUACUAUCGCGCAUGCGAGUAUUCAGGAAGACCCAAAGUAGUACGAACCAGUGUGAAGUGCAUCACAAAUCACAAGAAAAAAAAUCACAGCACCCAAAACAAAAAAUGGGCAAAAAAAUGUUGGUAACACCGGUGCGCUAAAAAAGCUUGCAAACUUCACGCACCUAACCUGCGCUGGACAUCGACUCGGGUAUCUCUAAACUCUGGGAAAAUGUAUAUUGAUUUUUCAAAGAAAAGUCAACCGAUGUAACAAAACACCGUUCGUGGAGUGUUUAUACGCGUAUAGAAGUGACGGUGUGGACGCGGUGCGUGGUCGUGAUGUCGCGACGGUGCCUUUCGUCGCGCCCCGAGUGAGAUCGAAGUGAGAGCGCGUCUCUCGUGUGGGCCGCCAGGCCAGCCUGGGGCCGCGAUGGACGCUGCCGGCGAGCCGCUGCGCCAGGCCCUGCCAUCCAUAGUGCCUCCCCCUGACCCGCGCGAGCUCGCAUCCCGGGCCCACAGUGUCGUCCAGUGUCUCUGAUGUCACUCAGCCCUUAAUCAGUUUACAAACAUGUCUUAUUGUGAAUUGUUCAGUGAUACUGUCAACUUUGAGGUUAGGUUGUGAAUUAGUUCCACAGUUUUCUCUACAGAGUGACUGUUCACAUCUAGCAAGGAUGAGAAAUGUUCUUUGUGGUGGAUUUACAAUGUUUUUGUGCAGAACCAAGUGUAAUGUUGAGAUGCAGGGUGCUUUCUCUGUGACUUGUGUUGUGAGUGGACAAAAAGUAGUGAUUACAUGUUGAAUAUUCAUUGAAGUUUCAGUUGGUUGUGGCGGUGAUUACAGUGAUUAGUAGUGAGUGUGUGUGUUUGUAUGUCUCAUGGAUUGCUGGUGUUGAUGUGACGGAGACACAACAUGCUGAGGUCAGACGCCGGCGACAAGCCGAAGGCGGCGGAACCCCAAGACGACGGCUACGAGACGUCCAACAGCGGCGAGCGGCCCAAGCCGCCGAGCGAGCGCGGGACGCCCCCGCCCGCGCCCCCUGAGCCGCCCGAGCACCACUACGAGCAUCCAGGGCAUCAUGAGCACCACGAGAUGUUGCCGCAGCAUGAGCACCCGCAGCAGAUGCAGCAGCAGCAGCAGCAGCAGCAGCAGGUGUACCCCCAAUACAGACCUUACGAGCCGCCACAGCACGAGCAGCCGCCUCAAGACCACGAGCCCUACCACCACUUCCCCUUCCCCAAAUACGGAGCACCAGAACAAUACUUCAAGAGAGAAAACGAUGCUCCUUACGACAUGUCGCAACAGCACUACGCUCCCAAACGCGAUGAUGACCCGCUAUACAACGGCAUCAAACGGGAGUGCGAAGACCCUUACUCGUUUGUCGAGGAGGAGGCGAUGUGUGCGAUGCUGGGAGGUCCCCAGGGUCAGAUGCCUCCGCAUCUUCAUCAUCAGCAGCACCACGAUGCGCAUCAGCACCACCAGAUGAUGCACGCGCAGCAAAUGAUGUUGAAUCAGCCGAAGAAGAGGGGGAGGAAGAAGAAGAUUAAGGAUGAGAAUGGCAUGGAGAUCAAAGUGGAGCCCGGCAUGGAAGGAGCCUUAGUCCCUCGCGUGGUCAAGGAGAGGAAGAAGCACGACCGGUUCAACGGCAUGAGCGAGGAGGAGGUGUCUCGGCGCACCCUGCCCGACCAUCUGCAGGAGAACCUGGAUAUCAUCAUUAUCGGCAUAAACCCUGGUCUCUUCGCGGCGUACAAGGGCCACCACUACGCCGGGCCGGGCAACCACUUCUGGAAGUGUCUGUACCUGUCCGGCCUCACGCGGGAGCAGAUGAGCGCUGAUGAGGAUUAUAAGCUGCUAAACUUCGGCAUAGGCUUCACGAACAUGGUGGCGCGCGCCACCAAGGGUUCCGCAGACUUAACCAGACGGGAAAUAAAGGAGGGUUCCGCGAUCCUGCUCGAGAAGCUACAGACGUUCCGGCCUAAAGUCGCCGUGUUUAAUGGCAAGCUGAUAUAUGAGGUGUUCUCGGGGAAGAAGGACUUCUGUUUUGGAAAGCAACCGGAUACGAUCACUGGGACUAAUACUUACAUGUGGGUAAUGCCGUCCUCCUCGGCUCGCUGCGCCCAACUUCCCCGAGCAGCAGACAAGGUGCCCUUCUACGCAGCCCUCAAGAAGUUCCGAGACUAUCUGAAUGGACUAGUCGCUCAUAUUGAGGAGUCGGAGCUGGUGUUCCCGGACACGACUAGCCGACGGCCGCAGGAUGAGCUGGAGAUACGGAGGCUGACCCAGGAGCCGGAGCCGGGCGAGACCAUGAUCCUCGAGGACGGCACCGAGGUGCCGCUGAAGAAGAAGAGGGGGCGGCCCAAGAAGGUGAAGCUGGAGAACGGGGCGGUGCCGCCCGCGCCGCGCCCGCGCCCGCCCCGACCAGCGCCUCUGGCUGAUGGGGAGCAGCCCCCAAAAAAGAAGCGCGGUCGUCCCAAGAAGGUCCGUCCCGAGGACCAGCAGUUCCUCAUGCAGCAGCAGCAGCCGCUGGAGCAGCCGUACCUGCACCACCAGCUCAUGCCGCACGGGCAGGCGGAGAACGUGCAACAGGAGCAGUCUUCGUUCGGCGCGGGGCUGGGCGGCGCGGAGCUGGGCGGGGGCGGCAUGAUGUACGACGCGCCCGCCGGCGACGCCAACACAUAUUAUCAGCAGCAGAAUGCCGGAAACAGCAUGGACGGUUCACUGGGCUACGCGCGCCAGACGCCCGUGCCGGCGUCGAACCCGGCACCGUCGUACAUCGAGCCGAGAGCCGUCUACUCACCCGCGCAGCCCAGACAUGCACAAUUCGCACACAGCCCGGCCGGGGCGGGCGCGGGCGCGGGGGCGUCUACGCCCACUUACUCGCCCAGGCCAGCCGGCACGCCGCAACCACAGUUCCCGCAAUCGCCAGCGGCCUUCUCCCAGCCGUCGCCGCCGCGCUACGCCCCCGCCGGCGCCGCGCCCCCCUACCCCCCGCAGUACCCCCCGGCGCCCUUCCACCACCCGCACUACGACUCUAGGGAGCCCGCGCCACAGCCACUCCGACCGUUCUCGCGCUCGCCCGGCCCCGCGCCGUUCCCGGCCGCGUCGCCCGCCGCCAACUCGUUCACGAUGUCGCCCGCAGCUCGCAGCUACUCCGCCUCGCCCGCCUACUCGACGCACAGCUCGCCCGCGCCUCGCACCCCGCACUACGCCGCCGCGCAGACAACCCCAACCCCAGCCGCGCCGGGCGCCGGCAACCUCUGCGGCGAGCUAUCAGCGGACAUGGACUCACGCUCCCCGCCCUGCGCACUGGACUUCUCCCCGCCCUCGCCCGCCGACCAGCAGGAGAACCAGACGUCAUCAGUAGGCAGCGAGAUGUCGGUGGGCGGGUCGUGCGCGCCGCCCGCCCCCGCGCGCCCCUUCGACGCGCCCUACCGCCGCCACGGGCGCCUGGACAGCCCCCGAGACCACUACCAGGACCAAGGUCAAGUGGCAGGCAGCCCGCAGUUAGACCAGAUGCACCAACACCAGCAUCCUUCCAUGUACGGAAAUAAUUUCAACAGAUCGACCCCCGAGAGCUCAGGCGGUGGCGCCACGCCCUCCGGAGUAGGGUCCCCGUUCAGCGCGCACGCGUUCAGACCGCCUGAUGCGCAUCCUGGUUCACCAGGCGGCGAAUACCAGCAACAACCCAAACCGAAACCUCAAGACGUAGCGUCCAAGUCUCUCUCGGGUCUCGAAUCCCUAGUGGACCAGAUCCCGUCGAUAGCGGAUGGGGGCGGCAACGCGGCGGGCGGGAGCGCGCAGCCGGGGGCGGAGCCGGUUGCCGCCCCCCCGCCAGCGUUGGCUGAGUACCCGCCGUCGAUAUACGGCCCGUACGGCGCGUAUGGGGGCGCGGCUGCCGCGGCGUAUGGGAAUAAUGGAUACGGCGCCCCGUUCGUGGGCUACGGCGGCGGCUGGGGCGGGCAGCUGAUGCGGCCCACGCCCGGCUACCUGUCCGACUGGCAGUACGGGUAUGGAGCUGGAGUAGCCCCAGGCUACGCCCCCUACAACACGCCCUACUACAACGGCUACGCGGGCCCGCCGCCCGCCCACCACCAGCAGUACCUGGGCGCGCCGCCCCUCCUCGACCUACACAAGCAAGAGGGUGGCGUGCCGGCCGUGCCCUCCGUGCCCAGUGUCGGCUUCCCCGGCUUCUGUUAGCCCAGUGCCAGCCCGCCCCGGACGGACGGGGAGUAACCGGGCACGAGGAUUGGUGAGGUAAAUGGAUUGUGAGUGGUGAUGAUGAAUCUCUGUGCUAGUUACCCUGGUGGAAUGAUAAAAAUGUGAGGGGAAAACUGUGUUUUUAAUGGGGAGGAUGAGGAUUGUGGUGUGAAAAAUACUGUGGACAGUUUAUAUUUUUAAUUAAUUGCCUAGUUAAGUACAUCUCUAAAUAUAGUAUUUCUAUAGUUUCCUAUAAUGUAAGUAGGUGAAUUCGACUGUGUGGAGUCGCGAAGCAAUGUAGUCUGUAAAUCGUGUUUCAAACUGAUCUAUGAGCUUAAUUUGUAGAUGUUUAUUUGUAAAUAUUGUAUUGUUUACUUUGUCCAUCACAUGAUUAAUUUAGUAAUCGAUUGAUUUUGUUUUUUAUACAUCACGCGGUUUUGUUGUUGUUGUCGGAAUGUGUUAAAGGAGUAGCGCGGGAGGCGGGUUCGCUUAUAUCGUACUUAAUUUUUUAUAUUUUUUUCGGUUUGAUCUGUGAUCGCGUAGUCUAUGGCCAUGGAUAUUGCCAUAUCUAAAAAAACAAAAUGGCUCCGAGAUUGGUUGGAUUUUGAUCUGUUUUCUGGAAACGGAAAUGAACUAAAUUAGUGAAUGAAAUAGUGAAAAUAAAAUUAUGUGAUAGGGAAUGCCGUUUUCUUUCGAAAAUGGUGGUUAUGUAAAUUAUGAAUUGGGCUCGGAUGGUCCGUUUUUGAGUCUUGCCAAUGGAGUUGUUUAGUUCUAGUCACUACAAUGUCGGCUAGUCAAUGUCUCGAGCUGCUGCGCCCCGCCUCCCGAACUAUAAACUAACACACUGAACUAUUUUUGUAUGUACUUAUUUAAAACAUGCUGUCUUUUUACGGAGCUAUGUUUUUUAUGUACUUAUUGCUAUUACUUUUACUGAUUUUUGUCAAAUCAAACUUAAUGAAUUCAAGUUUUUGUUUUGCUAUAGUAUACUUAUUUACAAGUUAUACAUACCUUACCUACAUAUCCUAUGUAAUUAAUUAUCGAAUUGUUUUCGCCGGUGUGCAAGUAUAUGAGUUGUUGUUUAUUGACAAAAGUCAGUGGGAUUCUAGCCUAUUCUGCCAUCUGCAAUGUGCAUUUUACUUAAUGUUACCCGACCAGUUACAUGAACGUUUAUACAAUAAGUGCCCAAUUCGUCGCGAGGGGUAUUUUUAAUUUACCAUUAUAACCAUAUUAGGUACGGCUCGAAUAUCGACCAUGAAUAUUGAACAUCAAACUAAAACACACUUAAUUUCAUGAGGUGUAGUGUGUUUUUGAUUGCGUGUUGCGUGAUUAGUGAAUCUUGUUUUUUGUGACGUUUUAUAUCUCAGUGCACCGUGUCUGUUUUGUUGGCAAACUUGAAAAAUUUAAAGUCAUACGUUUGUAUUUUUUUAUGUUUCGCACUCGCUGUGGAAUAAGCCGAGAGUAACAAAAUGUCCUUAAAUUGAAGGGGAACGGGGGGGUUUAGAAAGAAAACUUGUACAAAAACCAUUUUAAACUUAGUAAAUCCUUUUCUUUGCACAAAUAAGGGAAAAAAUCUUAAAUGUAAGUGAAAAAAACGAAAAUAACAUACGUAAGAAAGACAUAUACGUUAAAUAAAAUAGGUUUAUGUGAAAGAAUUUAUAAAUAAUAUGGUGUGUGAUGUUAGGCCGUAUCGGUGGCCACGACUCGUGCUCAAUCUUACGAUAAUCGCUCUUAGCGCCCUGGGAUAGUGGCUAUAAUCGAUCGUAGCCUAGUCGCCGAUGCGUCACUGUUUCGGGGCGUAAAUUUUAUUUAUUUUUGAUUCAGAAAAAUGAGUUUCAAAAUGAAAUCAACAGGGUAUUUAAGAUUGCUUAAGAUUUAUUAUUUUAUAUUUAUUUUUGAUUAUAUUUUGGUGUGCGUUCGCGCUUCGUGUUACUAGAGUUAUGUACUUACUUAUUUUUUUUAGUUUAUAAUUAAUUUGUCUGAACAAUCGGUCGCCAUUGUGUUUUUCUAAAACUACGAAACUAAUCUCGCGUAAAUACCACAGUUACCAAUCCUACAUAUGAUUUAUUAUGAAUUUUCGAAAACCGCUUAGGAAAAUAGCGAGAGUUGGGUCUCAAAUAUACGCAUUGAAACUUAUUUUAUUAGUUUAAACUGCGUCACUGCCUAAAACCUAGUUCGGUGCUUAUAUUUGAUUCAAAACACAGUAUUAGAUAACUAAAUUAGCUAGUCAACUACUGAAACCAGUAAAUGCAAUGGCUAACCAAGUUCAGAUGUUACAGUCAGCAAAAAAAACUUCACCAUGAUAUUUUUUUGUCGAUUUUUUGCGCUCGAUACUUAUAACUUUUUUUACCGUCGCUUUUUUGUAUAUAAAACUCGCGAGUGCUUAAGUACGCUUUUUGAUAGGUAUUUUAUAUUUUCCAUCAAAUGUUUUUUGUACAAUAUUAUUAUUGUGUGUACAGUUAGCAGAAUCUGGUUAAAACAUGUUUCUAUUUUGCGGAAUAAGUGGCAGUGAUCAGAGUUUAAGCUGGGACUUAGUUACUUAAUUAAAUGAAAAUUAUCAUACCUAUGUACUUGAAUAAGUUUAUUUACCUUGAUGGAUUUCAUUUAUAUUUUUUUGGGCUGUGCACCAAUAAUUAUAAAUAUUUAAUAUGUAUUAGCUCCUUUUACCUUAUUAAUAAUAUUUCUAAAUGAAUUGAGUACUUAUGAUAUAGUUUUUGUUAAAAUCAUUUUGUUAAUCCAAUGUGUUAUACUAAAAAUACUUUUUAUGUACCUUCUAUGUGUACGUAACUUUGAUAUCGACUGAAAUAAUGUAGUAUUAAUUCUCGAAUAACAACGAUAUGAGGGUAGUUUUAAAGCAAUAUUAAUAUUUAGUGAACGGGUGAAUGAUCAGUGUCACUUAUUUUGUGUAAAUUAUACAAAUGGUGUCAACCAUUUAUGUUUAAAUAUUAAAUCUCAUGCAAUGUACAUAAAAAUUACCUUAUAUUAUGUAACACCCCUUAUUUUCUAUAGGGAGGUUAAAAACAAAAUACUGUUAGAUGAAAUUUGGUAUUUAUAACUAUGGAAAUUGCCUCAACAAUGCCUAAAAACCAACUGUAUCUAAAGUAUUGAGAUGAUUUUAUACGUGAAAUGGUUGACACCUUUGCAAUGUUAUUAUCAACUGGACAUCAAUCUACAGAACCAUUUCAGCAUUCUCAAGGCAAAAACCUACAUUUUAAUCUGGCAAUAGGUAUCAACAUACCUACCAAAUGAUCCGAUUUAAGAUUUUUGCCUUAAGAAACUGUAAUAUCAUUUUACAAUUAUGUUUCUGUAUAUAAGCGCUAUUUACUUAACGAAAGUGAAGGCCUACAUAGAUGCUUCCAUUAAGUUAUAUAGUUCGGUGCUAGCCCAUUACCUUAGCCUGUUCUGUGCCAACGCAAACUAACACUUCUACCAUAGUGUUAAACACCAGUUUGGCUUGGCGCAGGCAGCUGUCAACGCACUAAUUUACUUUGGAGACUCGAAUAGACUUUGUGAUUGUUAGAUUGUGUUUUUUCUCUCCUUUUAACACUCUCUCUUACUCUCUCUACACAAAUAGACUUGGCCAAUCCCGUUACGGGACGCAAAGUGGGAGUUAACAGUCCUGUCAGUUGAUACAAUUAGUUAUAUAUAUAUAUCUAUGUAUUGUUAACAUUGGUUUUUUACUUGUGUAUUAUUAUUAGAGUAUCCUUACUUUUAGAUUGAAUGUUAUUAAAAUCAAACGCAACAUUGACUGUAUCAAGGUGACAUUUGAUUUUAGUAAAAUCUCAUCCCGAUUCAAGUAGCGAAGCGGUCGCGGACGCGUCGAAUUCAAAACUCAGUAUUUCAGUUUGAGCAUGUGAUAGCGAGUUCGACGCGUUUCCGACCGCCAGGCGGCCCUGAAUCGGGUCUGAACUGUCGACUUUCCUAGGAGGUGCAUAAUAUUGUAUAUUAAACGAGUGUCGAGUCGGAAGGGAGUAACGUUAGCUACUAGUAUAAGUCUCUAUCAACGAGUUAGUGUUAGACUUUACCCACUUGUCAUAAGAGGUAUUACCGCUAGAUUAGGCGCCGAGGCGAAAUGCGCCGUAUUGCGUGCGCAAUAAGAGCCAGGCCGCGCCGGCCGGUGCAGCGUAGAUCGCUCAACUAUUUGUACAGUGUGUAUAUUUUUGUAAAAUUCAUUCUAACUGGUGGCAAUAUUUAAUAAAUGAAAAUUUUUAAAGUCUCUAAUGUUGUAUGUAAACUUAGUACAAUUGUUGUUACUGUGUUUCUUGUAAUUAUGAGUUUUUUUUGUAUACUAAAUGCUUUCUAAAGUAUUAACACGGUGUAAGGGGUGGCCCUACGAAGCUUGGUUGUGAAACAUUUGCUGUCCCUAUCUGAAGCCUCACCUAGACCUAAGGUGACUUUUGCGUGCCAAACGAACUCUGAAAUUAAGCAUUCAAUUCCAACCCUGAGACAUAUAAGUCUUAUAGCUAGUAUAUGUAUAGUAACUACUUUAAAUCUCAAAAAUUAGCUCUAUAUUUCUUUGAUGAACAUUUUGAGUAUUUAAAGUAUUGAAGGAAGGAAUUGAAUGUUCAAUUUUAGAAACCCAGCGCAGGUUGAGAGCAAUGUAAAGUAAUCUCAAGAUAAUAAGCAAUAAAUCUUUAAAAAAUAAACUAUCCGUCGGCCUGUACUCAUUAGUUAACUUCACAACAAAAUGUAGAACUAAAUACUUUUUGUGCUAGUCAUUUCAUUCGUACUUACUGCUUAGGCGCUUUUUCGGCCAUAAUUAGACAGUUUACCGGCCGUUUGCCAUAUUGUCCGGCCAAUCGUAGCGUUUUGUACACCCGAGUUACCGUUAACCAACCGUUAACUAAUUGCUAUAAAGUGCGGCUAUGAAACUGUGGCACUUGGUUAAAAGCGGCCAUUGAAAACCGGGAAACCCAAUUCGUGGAUAAAUAUAUUUUUCAAUCACGUGCGAAGAUUUUCGUUUUGAAAUUUUAUUUGUUUAGUAAUAUUUUUUAUAGCUAUAAUGAAUAAAAUGCGUACAAUGUUCUUGUAGCAUCUUAAAGAAUAUGUUUCAGCGUGUUCCGAACGUAUUAUUGGGGUUCCCGUGUUGAGUCGUGGCUGCAACAGAUGGCGCUGUCUGUAAAAACCACCACAAUGUCGGUUCUACAAAUCCGAGUGCUUAGAGAUCUAAGUUGCAUCGUACAAGUAAUAAAUAAUACUGAAUUCUAUAGUCCCGCCUACCCUCGGUGGGUAAGGCGACGGAGUUGACUUCUAGCUCAAUUUUAUUGAUAAUUAUUAUGUAUUUGUACUCGCUUGUUGAUUACCGUUGAUCCUAAUAUAGUUGUUUUCUUUCUGUAUUAAACUCUGUUGUUGAACGUACAUGUUAGGGAGGACUCACCAACUCGACGAACUCGCAUUUGGACGGUGCUGGGGGCGGCCAACGUCGGCCCAACUUUGGGUCAACGUUGGCUCAACGUUGACGUGUCAAUUAUCGCUCGCUGCCGCCGUACGCGCUUUUAAAGUACAACUUAAUGAUAUUUUGAUUAACCUCUAUUAUUAAUUAUAUAAUAUUAUAGCUUCUGUUGGGCUCGGGCGGUACCUGGGUUCGGUUCUGAAACGCUAGCGGUAACGUGUUUGUACAGUUUUUAACGAUACUUCUCAUAGUGAUGUAAGCAAGAAAUAUUUUUUAGCAUAAUAAGAUCUAAUCGAAUUACAUUUUAGUGUAUGAUAAAGUUAAUCGAGGUUUUUCUAAAAUUUCUUUAACUUUGUACCAUUCUUUGUGCGUUUUUUAUUUAACUUAAGUAACGUAAUGUCUCAUCUGCAACUGACUCCGUGGAAUAUAAUAUAUUAGUAAUUAAUUAAACAGGAAGAAUUUUAAAAUACAACAUUAAUAAUGGUUUAAGUAAUGUAUUAUAAAUAGGAGUAAGGUAAAAAGUUAUUAACAUUGUAUGGAAAAAUUGUGACAAAAUUAUAGUCAUUUGUAAUAUU
This is a messenger RNA of Plutella xylostella (diamondback moth), 11652 nucleotides long. NCBI's taxonomy places the organism in Eukaryota, Metazoa, Arthropoda, Insecta, Lepidoptera, Plutellidae. The record is from RefSeq and is a predicted model, not a curated record.